UUGCUGUGUGUGUGAAAAAAGCUCUGUGUUUGAGCUCAGGCUUUCACAGCUUCUGGUUUCAUACUGCCCUCAUGUGGACAGAAAUAAAAGAGAAGGCCUUGGAGAAUUUGCAUGGACCUUUGACCCUUUAAAGUCAGCUGUGUACCUUGAACAGGUUUGACUGGUUGAGUUUUUAUUUGACUUUCAGUUUGUAAAAUCUAGUUUCCACUGACGGAGACACUUGAGGAUCGAGCAAAGUCUGAGCCAGUAAACUUUGUGUCUCACACCAGUCUGAAGUAUUUGACAAACCCGGCCGAAUCCUGAUGAAAAGAUGGCAAAACCUGCAACUCUCAAAAGCUGUAAAGAAUUGGAGCAACUUCUUAAUGGAUAUACAGAACAAAUAGAGAAGCUGUGUCGUCUUUACGACGUACAGCCAAAAAGAAACAAAGACCAGAAAAAGAGAAUAAAGGCUGCAGCAAAAGAACUCAGAGAGCUUCUCGUGGAAACUGAAGAUCGGUCGUUUGAUGUCUCAUCUAUACUCGGUAUUAUAGAAUCAGGAACAGAAAUGAUAAAGAAAACAAUCGGAGAACUAGAAAUUGAUUCUGAUGUUGUCCAGCCAUGCCGUGUCAGCAGUAUGCACAGAGUUCUGGGUGACACUCAAAAGAAAAUGAUUUCAUCUGGUGCAGUAAAGCAUAAUCAUAAAAUGAUGAGAUUUAUGAAAGAUCUCAAAACAAAACAAAAACCAUUUCCCGCAAUCCAGGAACUGUUCCAGGAGGAGACGUCUUAUAAAUUAAGAACUGCUUAUAACAAAAUGGGAAUUGAUACAAAAGGUUGUGAGUCAUGUGCAUUAGAGGAUGAUUCUGAAUGGGAAGUUAAAACACCUUCAGAGGUCACAGCUGAAGCAAGUAUCAAGUACAGUGUCCGCACCUCUGCAGGGCAGUAUGAAUGUUCAGAGACUGGCCUCCGCUGGCGAUCUGACACCGAUGUCAGUUUGGAGUAUCGCUUUGUUGACUGGGAAUCAUUGCAUGAAGAUAUCAUGAAGAACUACAAGCCAUGUGGACCUUUGAUGGACAUCACUGUAACCUCUGGCUCUCUGGAGGAAAUUCAUCUACCUCACUUCAUCUGUGUAGAUUCUGGAUCUUCCUCAGAUGAUGCAGUGAAAGCUCUUCAUGUAAACGGCAGCGAAGCUUCAUUACAGAGAUGUGAACUAACCAGAUCCCAUGCCAAGCUCCUCAAUCCCACAUUCUCACUCUUGGGAAUUAUUGCACAUUUGUAUCAGUACCUCACCAUGAAAUUUCACUGUGUAACUUUGAUUUAUCGCAACAGAACAUCUCCCCUCAACCUUCACGUGUACCUGAUUUUAAAUGAUGAAAAACUUAAGAAGGAUGUGAAGGAGAAAGAGAAAAAGAAUACAGAGAUUGUAAAACCAACACCAAAUGAAGCCCUUAAAAUAGACAAAUUUUACACACUGAAGACAUCUUGUGACUCCAAAAUCAACCCUCAGGAUUUAAAACUGACACCCUGCAAGGCCAACUUCUUUGAUCUAUACAUUCAAGAUGGAAAGAAACCGAUUGAACUCUAUAUAGAAGACAAAGAAAACAAAAAAAUAUGGGAAGUUAAUAUAGAAUCAGAUGAAUUCAGCAUAAACAGUCCAGUCUGUCGUCGGCCAGCAGAAACCGCACAGAAAAGGGAACGCUGCAAAAACUGUAAAGGUGCUGAGUUUGUGGAGAAACACAGGGCAGAGUUGAUCAAAAAGGUAUCUCUGGUGGAGCCCAUUGCAGACGACAUGAAAGAUCUGAUUGGUGAUGAAAAAUACCAAAUCAUCUUAAAAUCAGGAACACCGCAAGAUGCAAUGAGAAACCUUCUGGGCUUCCUCACAACAACUAAACUGAAAGAGAAACUUUACCAAAGUCUUUUAAAAAAUGAGCGCUUCCUUGUUGAAGAGUUGCAGCAUUGUGAGUAGAUGCUCCUUAUCUGUCAGUACAAUCAAUUCAAGAUGCAGGGCCUUAUGAAAUAUUUUUUUUUUUCCGAAUUCCAUUUUCAUUUUUCCUGGAUUCAU
This is a messenger RNA of Carassius auratus (goldfish), 2038 nucleotides long. Its product is annotated as NACHT, LRR and PYD domains-containing protein 1b allele 2-like. Bases 311 to 1942 code for a protein of 543 amino acids. Gene Ontology annotation, biological process: regulation of apoptotic process. The record is from RefSeq and is a predicted model, not a curated record. The transcript is spliced from 15 exons. NCBI's taxonomy places the organism in Eukaryota, Metazoa, Chordata, Actinopteri, Cypriniformes, Cyprinidae.